Messenger RNA from Silurus meridionalis, 956 nucleotides. It is a transcript of the gene mrps18a, whose product is annotated as mitochondrial ribosomal protein S18A. Gene Ontology annotation, biological process: mitochondrial translation. Bases 51 to 677 code for a protein of 208 amino acids. The transcript is spliced from 6 exons. Gene Ontology annotation, molecular function: structural constituent of ribosome; small ribosomal subunit rRNA binding. The record is from RefSeq and is a predicted model, not a curated record. Lineage: Eukaryota; Metazoa; Chordata; Actinopteri; Siluriformes; Siluridae. Gene Ontology annotation, cellular component: ribosome; mitochondrial small ribosomal subunit.
GCGGACUCGAGCAUGCGCCGACAACCCAGGAAGAGAAGGUCGUGAGCAAGAUGGCGACGCUCUGCGUGAUGAAGUCCGUGAGAACGGCGCUCGGUGCAGUGCGCUCCGCUCUCGCUAACAGCUUAAACCCGAGGCCGUUUACUGGACCCCAGGUGUCGGUGUUUGGCUGCGCGUCGAGUCGCGGAAUCCGGCAAGUGGUGGAGAAGCAGGAUGGCAAAACUACAGUAAUCGAGGGUUUGAUGGCGCCCGCCCCGAAGAGCCAACAACCCCCAAACCCAUCUGCCAAAUGCCCGAUUUACCGUUGGAACCUUCAGAACAAGUACACGUACACGGACGUUCUAUUGCUGAGUCAGUUCAUCCGCUCUGAUGGAGGGAUGCUGCCCAGACGCAUCACAGGCCUCUGUGCUCAGGAACACCGCAAGAUCGCGGCGUGCGUGCAGAUGGCGCACCGAGCAGGUCUCCUUCCAGACCACAGACCACGUCUUCCUGAAGGCCACGUAGCAAAGCCCAAACGCCACCCGCCACUCAACAGGUACCUGACUCGUUACUCUGUGAAAUCGGUGAAGCCCAUCUACAGGAAAGGAGUGAAGUGGUGUAAGAACCGCAUGCCUGUAGGACACCCAGCUCUCAAGGACAACAUCAGAUACGGUCCCAAGCCGAUCUACACCAAACACUGACGCUUCCGCAGACGCAAAAAAACAACAACAAGGCGUCGAUGCGAUCGGGAUGGCUGGGACCUCCAGAGAUCUGCAGAGUGAUCACUUGUCCUUGUGGAUGACACUUCCUGCUUUCGAUGCUCCUGAGAUGUCGCACAGCAUCGUUCUGACCUUGAGAACUGAAUACACAAGACCCUUUUUUUUUUCUUCCCCACAGUUACUGUCACAGGCUGUGUGUUGAAAGCUGACACUCACUUCCUGAACUGCAGAUGCUCCAAAUAAAACUGGGUACCAUGCUUA